UUUCUCUCUUCUCUUAGCCUACGUAAUAUCUCGUCUUUUCCGAAUUCUUAUUUUACUAGAUUGGACAGGGAAAAUGAACAGGCCAGGGGACUGGAAUUGCAGGUCGUGCCAGCACUUGAACUUCCAGAGGAGAGACUCAUGCCAGAGGUGUGGAGAGGCAAGGCCCGGAGAUUAUGGCAGUUUCGGGCUGGGGAGGGCCGCCGCCGGCGUUGGGCCGGACGUCAGGCCCGGCGACUGGUACUGCGCUGUCGGGAACUGCGGGACCCACAACUUCGCCAGCCGCUCCAGCUGCUUCAAAUGCGGCGCCUUCAGGGACCUUGAUUAUUCUUUCGGCAGCGGUGAGGUGGCCGCCGGCGACUAUAUGUCGCGUCAGAGAGGAGGCUAUGGCUUCGCCGGCGGCAGCCGCUCUGGCUGGAAGUCCGGCGACUGGAUUUGCACUAGGCCAGGGUGCAAUGAGCACAACUUUGCAAAUAGGAUGGAGUGUUUCCGAUGCAAUGCACCUCGUGACUCCGGUAACAAGUCCUACAAUUUCUGAUGAAUUAUUAAUAUAAUAAUUCAUCAUUGAUUCUCAAUUUCUAGGUUUCGCAUCUAAGAGAGAAUCAAGAAAGGCGAUUCAGUCAAGAAAUGAUUAUUAGAGCUCAUGCCCUUUACUGCCAACAUUAUUGUUUUCCCUAGUUUUUUGUUCCUUUUUUUUUUUUUAAAUUUCUAAUUUUUUAAAAAUUAUAUUAUUCUAUAUAUCUUCUAGCUAGGCAGCUUUAGACUAUUUUAUCACCAAAAAGAGUGAGGAUCUGAAACUGAGUUGUACCUUUUAAUUAUGCAUUUGUUUACUUCAUGUAGUGGAAGUGUCAAACACAACUAGCUUUUGUACUUCUGCUUGUUUCACUUUAUUUAAUAUUAGUCAGUGUUAUUAAUUAAAA
Molecule: messenger RNA, 917 nt
Organism: Ipomoea triloba (trilobed morning glory)
Lineage: Eukaryota; Viridiplantae; Streptophyta; Magnoliopsida; Solanales; Convolvulaceae
Product: transcription initiation factor TFIID subunit 15-like
Exons: 4
Coding region: 74-535 (153 amino acids)
Cellular component (GO): cytoplasm
Molecular function (GO): mRNA binding
Source: RefSeq, a predicted model, not a curated record